CAGCAGUCGACAAUUUCAUUUCAAACGCGACGCACGGUUUAAGCGGAUGAACAAGGGCAUAACAAAAAAUUAACGGCUAAAAUACAUAAGUCCAACAACAACUGACGCUGCGAAUGUAGGAAGCGUUUGUGACCGAAAACGAAAAGCGAAAUAAAAAUACCAAAAGAGGCAAAGAAAUUGGCGAACAUAGCGAAAUUGCAAUUUCUGUAAGUGUGAGAGAGUGUGUGUUUGUAGCUGAAGCUGUAUUUGUGUUUGUGUGCAGCUGCUGCCCGAGUCAAAGGUCAAAAUUCGUAUGAAAAUGAAGCAAGCUAACCUAAAUGGAAUGCCAACGUCGGCCGUCACUGUCUUCAAUGUCAUGUCAUCCAAGCAGUUCUCUAAGGCUAGUCGUGCAACACAUUCAACAGCGACAGCAACAGCAACAGCAGCUUCUGCUUCUGCUCGUGCCACUGGACCUCUCUUUACGCUAAUUUUGCUGGCCACCAUCUUGUGUUGCAUCAGCAACUUUGGACUUGUCGAAGGUCUGAAGUGCCACAUGUGCGGACAGUACAAUGAAGGCGUAGGUUCCAUUACCCCAUGUACAAACUAUUCCAAGGAGAUUGAGCAUCUUUAUCUCAAGGAAUGCACCAAGAGAACUGAGAAGUUUUGUGUGAAAUAUGUGAGUGAAUUGUCAACAGUGCGGGAUUGUGCAACUGAAUGCGUUGAGAAGGAAAUUUGGGAAACUCAAACAUAUUGUUGCACAGAGGAUGGCUGCAAUUCUGGUGGACACUUAAAGUAUUCUAUCUUGCUAUUGGUCUUCCCAUUGCUUAACUUACUUGGCAACUUCUAAGCCUUUCGAUCAAAAACAAAAUUCUUAGUUAAAUUCACAUUUUGUUAAUUUGAUAUAGACGCAUAUUAGAAAUUAUCUUUUUUCAAAAAAGAUUUUCUGUAAACGGGACCUAAAGAAGCAAAAAGUAUUAACAAAUAAUUAUUUAAAUAUUAAUUUUAAUCAACAAAGCAGUAAUACUUUUGCGCAAGUAACUCAAUGUGUUUGUAUUAAUUUCAAAGUCUUCCCAAAUGCAAAACUAUAAUGGUAUAGAUACCAUUUUAAUAUUUAAAUCAUAAGCAAGAUACAACAAAAUUAUACCAAUUAUACAAUGGGCCCUCAAUUGAAUGUGGAGCUAUAAUAAGCUAACCAUAUACAAAGCUAAAAAUUGAAAAUUUUACUAAGUAUACCAAACAAAACUCUAAAGCAAUGUUUAUUUUAUUAUUAAAUGCUACAAAAUUAAUAAUAAUAUAAAACCGAUUAUCCUGUUAAGAUAUGAAUACAUAAACUUAACUGCUAUUGAGAAUAGUUGCUAUUAUAAAGCUACUAGUAUUAUACCAAUUAGUUUUUUCAACUAUAAAAAUUGUGUAGUAAUGAAGUUGAAAAUUAGGGUUUGAACAAUAGAAAUAGAUAAUGUUAAUCAUAGCAAAUAUUGCAUUAAUUCGUAUGUGCUAAUUUCUGAGUGCUUUUUGAAAUGGAAAAGCUUUGAGCCGAUAUUUGUAACAGAAGAAUGAAAGCACUAUUUAAUAUACCGUUACUAUAUUAUUUAAUGAAAUUAAUAAAUUAACCCCGCUCAGCGAUUUUUUCGAUAAUUCAAGCAAUUUACUUUAAUAGACGGACCUAGUCCUUAAAACUACCUUCGUUGCCAACUGUAUUUAGUAAACUCUGCUAAGAAGCAUCAAAUUUACAAAACAAGCAGAAAAACGUUAACUUAUGCGUUCAAAAUAUAUGGGCGAAGUGUUUGGUACAUUUUCAACGUCAGUUCGACUCGCAAUUCACAACACAUCGUUCACGUUAAAAACCAUAUUUACGUUUAUUUUUUCUGAAUUAUAAUCUGACAACUUUAUUUUAAAAACAAGAAAGAAAACUGUGAGAUACCCUCAUGAAAAUCGUUCCCGCUACCCAUAGGGUAAAAGUAUAAUAUAGUUUUGUGCCUCAAGGAAAUGUAUGGAACAGGCAGAAGAAGGCAUUUUCGACCCUAUAAAGUAUAUAUGUUUCUGAACAGCGUCAACAGCCGAGACGAUAUAGUCAUGUCCGUUCGUCCGUCUGUCUGUCCGUAUGAAACACUGGAUCUCAGAGACUAUAAGAGAUAGAGCUAUAUUUAUUUUUCGACAGCAUUUGUUAUGUUUAAACGCAGAUCAAGUUUGUUACAAAUUUUGCCACGCCCACUUCCGCUCCCGCAAGUACACAAAAAUCGAAUAAAAAGUGUAAUUAUAAAGCUUGAGCGAUAAUGGAACAUACAAUAAUAGCAAUAUUAUUAGUUAUUUCUGAAAAUUUAGUUACGAAGAGAUAAACUUUGUCGAAGUUAUUUAAGAAAUACUAUUGUAUUGGAAAAACUCUUACUUGCUUUGACUGACAAUCUGGUAUAUUUUGGUAUUUAAAUGGUAUAUUAGGAAUGUGGUACUAUGUCAAUAUACCAAAUAUAGCCUCAGAUAUGUUUUUAGUAUUUUGGAUAUAUUAAUUUUGUAUAUUUCAAAAUUAAUACUGUCUUGUUUUGAUUUUACUCACAAUAGCUAGCUGGUAUUUUACAGUCGAGCUCACUCGUAUA
This is a messenger RNA of Drosophila sulfurigaster albostrigata, 2570 nucleotides long. RefSeq lists its product as uncharacterized. The transcript is spliced from 4 exons. Bases 293 to 826 code for a protein of 177 amino acids. The record is from RefSeq and is a predicted model, not a curated record. NCBI's taxonomy places the organism in Eukaryota, Metazoa, Arthropoda, Insecta, Diptera, Drosophilidae.